Messenger RNA from Xyrauchen texanus (razorback sucker), 1429 nucleotides. Its product is annotated as probable flap endonuclease 1 homolog. Lineage: Eukaryota; Metazoa; Chordata; Actinopteri; Cypriniformes; Catostomidae. The record is from RefSeq and is a predicted model, not a curated record. Gene Ontology annotation, cellular component: nucleus. The transcript has 11 exons. Gene Ontology annotation, molecular function: 5'-3' exonuclease activity; RNA-DNA hybrid ribonuclease activity; manganese ion binding. Bases 1 to 1053 code for a protein of 350 amino acids.
AUGGGGAUCUCAAAAUUGGCACAUUUAAUCCGUUUUGAUGCGCCAACGUCUGUGCGCAACAAAGAGAUCGGCGAUUAUACUGGGAAAAUAAUCGCACUGGAUACAUCUAUUGUGGUGAAUCAGUUUCGCUCAGCUGUCCCCGGCCAUCUGAAGCUAAGCCCUCUCACAGGCCUGUUUUACCGCACGCUUACUUUCCUGGAGCAUGACAUCAAGCCUGUCUUUGUAUUCGAUGGCAGGCCUCCCAAUCAAAAGAGAGCUGUGCUGGAGAAAAGAGCUAAAAGCACAGGCUGGAGCAGCUCACCAAGUUUAAACACAGUUUCAUCCUUUACUCAAGACUGUCACCAUCUGCUACAGCUAAUGGGUGUACCAUGUAUCAUGGCUCCAGGAGAAGCAGAAGCACUCUGUGCCCACUUGGUUAAAAGUGGCACUGUUAAUGCUGUAGCUUCAGAGGACAUGGAUACGCUGGCAUUUGGGGGAACUGUUCUUCUACGCCAGCUUAAUGCAAAGAGAGACAGUGAGGUGACAGAGUACUCCUUACUAAAGCUAUUGGAAGCCUUACAGCUGACACAUAAAGAGUUUGUUGACCUAUGUAUCUUACUGGGCUGUGACUACUGUGAUAAGAUUGGGGGCCUUGGACCAAGUCGAGCACUGAAGCUUAUAAAGGAGCAUCAUACAAUUGAGGGUGUGAUGGAACACGUCAACAGAAAGACACACCCUAUCCCUAUAAACUGGGAGUACAAGGCUGCCCGCAAGCUGUUUUUUGAAACGCCACAAAUUGACACCCCUGUACUGGUUUGGAAUGAGCCUGAUGAAGAGGGCCUGGUGCAGUUCCUAUGCAAGGAAAAUUGUUUGAAGGAAGAAAAAGUGCGGGGACGCAUUAAGAAGUUCCGUGAGUCUCUCUUGAAGAGAAGGAAACUGAGAGAGGAGGAUGAGAAGAUGGGGCCAAAUAGACAGUCACGCCUUCAGGAAUUUUUCCCUGCAACACGGAGAAGAAAGGCUGAGUCUGCAGUAUUUGGAAGAUCCAGUGGCACAAAACGAUCAAAGACUGAAUAAAAUACAGUUUCGCUUAAACCAUGUCUUCAACCGUACAGUCAGAAAUAUAAUGGCAGAUUCUAAUGAUGAAGAUUAGCAUGGAUCUGUGUUGGAUGCUAAAUUUCUCUACUGAAUAUUUUGAUUUUGUCAAAAAUAAUGUAAAACCAGUGCCAAGAGAAGAUAUUUGACAUUUUUGUCUAUAUCAUGCACAAUUAAGAAACAACUUUUAUGUUUGGGAACCUGUAUUAGAUUGCAGUAAAAUACCCCUUUUUUCUACAACUACACUGUGCCUCUUGUUUUCUUAAUGUCAUAUGUGUUUCUCGUGUAUGUCUGACAUAUGUUAUAGCCUAUAUACAAUGUUAUUUAUGUUUGUGUAUAUUUCUCUAAAUUUCCUAGA